Molecule: messenger RNA, 948 nt
Organism: Gekko japonicus
Lineage: Eukaryota; Metazoa; Chordata; Lepidosauria; Squamata; Gekkonidae
Gene: HOXA13
Product: homeobox A13
Biological process (GO): regulation of transcription by RNA polymerase II
Molecular function (GO): RNA polymerase II cis-regulatory region sequence-specific DNA binding; DNA-binding transcription factor activity, RNA polymerase II-specific
Source: RefSeq, a predicted model, not a curated record
AUGACAGCCUCCGUGCUCCUCCAUCCCCGCUGGAUCGAGCCCGUCAUGUUCCUCUACGACAACAGCCUGGAGGAGAUCAACAAGAACAUGGCAGCCUGCUUCCACGCGGCGGCGGCAGCGGCGGCGGCGGGCACCAACUUCGCGGCGGCCAGCCAGUGCCGGAACCUUCAGGGCGCCGCCUACACCUCCAGCGAGGCGCCCGCCGCCGCCGCCGGCAUGGCCGAGCCCGGCCCCCCGGUCAAGCAGUGCAGCCCCUGCUCGGCCGCCGCCGUGCAAGGCUCCUCCGGCCCCGCCGCCCUGCCCUACGGCUACUUCGGCAGCGGCUACUACCCGUGCCGCAUGAGCCACCACAACGCCGCCCUCAAGUCCUGCGCCCAGCCCGCCGCCGCCUCCUUCGCCGACAAGUACAUGGACACCUCGGUGGCCGCCGCCGCCGCCGCCGCCGGCGAGGACUUCACCUCCCGCGCCAAGGAGUUCGCCUUCUACCAGGGCUACGCCGCCGCCGGACCCUACCAGCCCGUGCCCGGCUACCUGGAUAUGCCCGUGGUGCCCACCCUCGGAGGCCCCGGCGAGCCCCGGCACGAGUCCAUGCUGCCCAUGGAAGGCUACCAGCCCUGGGCCAUCACCAACGGCUGGAACGGGCAGGUCUACUGCCCCAAGGAGCAGAACCAGCCGCCCCACCUCUGGAAGUCCUCUCUGCCGGACGUGGUUUCCCAUCCCUCAGAUACCAACUCCUACAGGCGCGGGAGAAAGAAACGAGUGCCUUAUACGAAAGUCCAGUUAAAAGAACUCGAAAGGGAAUAUGCUACAAAUAAAUUCAUUACCAAAGACAAGCGGAGAAGGAUAUCGGCCACUACGAAUCUCUCAGAGAGGCAGGUCACAAUCUGGUUCCAAAACAGAAGAGUGAAAGAGAAAAAAGUCAUCAACAAAUUGAAGACGACAAGUUAA